AUGGUUGAUGUUCUAAGCCCUUUCACAAUCCCAUCUCCUCCACCACCACCAUCUUCUUUAUCAAACAAAAACAAUAGCAUACCUAUGUUAUACUAUGGUCUAGUAGUGAUGGGAAUUGCAGCUAUAGUCCUAGCAAUUUACAACAUCAUCAUAAUAAAACGUUGCAAUAGAAACCACAAUCAAUUAUCACAACCUACAAGAACAAAUAUUGAAGGAGGUGCAAAUAGUAAUAAUAAUAUGAGGUUUGAAAACCAACAAAGGAACUUGCUUUCAAGCUUCAAGUACAAGAAGGAAGUGAUAGCAAAAGAAGAAGAACAAAAGGGUUAUUAUGAUUAUGAAUGUUCUGUUUGCUUAAUGGUUUAUGAAGAAGGUGAAGAUGUUAGGAAAUUACCUAAGUGUAAACAUUGUUUUCAUGCUCUUUGUAUAGAUAUGUGGCUUUUUUCUCACUUUGAUUGUCCAAUUUGUAGAACACCUGUUGGGCCAUUUUGUCAUGAUUUUCAAGAAGAAAAUUCUAGGGAUGGGUUGAUUGAAUCUGGUGGGAGCAUCAAUGUUUGA
This is a messenger RNA of Trifolium pratense (red clover), 555 nucleotides long. RefSeq names its product RING-H2 finger protein ATL52-like. The record is from RefSeq and is a predicted model, not a curated record. The coding region runs from base 1 to 555 and encodes 184 amino acids. Lineage: Eukaryota; Viridiplantae; Streptophyta; Magnoliopsida; Fabales; Fabaceae. Gene Ontology annotation, biological process: protein ubiquitination. The transcript has a single exon.